UGAAGAAGGAAUACGACAAUACAGCAAGGAGGCCCUAAACAAGGAGUUUCCUGAGAAAACUCGUCCAAUUGGCUUCAAACAUCCAACCUUCCAGUGUCCGGAUAUGAGCCCUUCGGCUACAGCACCCUCCUCAGUGGAGCUGGUGAAGGCGGCCGACAUCAAAGUCAUCGCCGCCCUGGGAGAUUCUCUAACAACAGCCAUCGGCGCCAACGCCACGACCGUCCUCGGGAUACCCAUCGAGUUUCGCCACGUUUCCUGGAGCAUCGGAGGUUACGGCUCGUUUGAGGAUGUCAUCACUUUGCCCAACAUCAUCAAGCUCUUCAAUCCCAGCCUGCUGGGCGCUGCUCGGGGGAAGACGGUCCACGGCAUGGAGGCCCACAUCAGCCAGACAGGCCUCAAUUUGGCUGUGACAGGACACAACACUUUCAAUCUCCCCAGCCAGACGAGACAUUUGAUUGACACGCUCAGAGGUUACGAGGGGUUGAACUUCGAGAAGGACUGGAAGCUUCUGACCAUCCUUAUGGGCAUGAACGACAUCUGUGACUAUUGCAAAGACAAAGCUCUCUUCUCAGCGGAGAACUUCCUUCACUACAUGAGCGUGUCGUUGGAGAUGCUUAUGAAUGAGGUUCCCCGAAUGAUCGUGAACGUGGUGCAGAUUCUUCCCAUGCAGACUCUCAGAGAGGUGCACAAGCCCACACCAGGCUGUCUGUUGCAAAGAUCUUUCUGCUCUUGUCUCAUCGAGCCAGCGAGUCGUUCUGCUGAGCUCGGGGAGCUAGUGGAGGUCAAUCUGGAGUUCCAGAGGAGAUUGGAGGCGUUGCUUCAUGGUAACCACUUCUUCAGGGAGGACUUUGCUGUGGUCCUGCAGCCCUUCUUGAAACACGCCGACCCUCCUCGCCUCCCGAGCGGCAAGAUCGACAUGAGCUUCUUCACACACGACUGCUUUCAUUUCACCAUUAAAGGCCAUGAAGAACUGGCCAAAGGACUGUGGAACAACAUGUUUCAGGCUGAGGGAGACAAGACGGUUGUUAGCAGUUUUUCUGACCCCAUCAACCUCGUCUGUCCACCCAUGGAACAUCCGUACAUCUUCACCCGAUCGACCUCUGCCAGGUCAGCCCAGCCCGGACUUCACCGCAGGCUUCAGGUUCUUUCGCUGGCGGUCAUCUCCUCGCUGCUCUGGCUUCUUGUGGCGUUUAGGCGUCAUGUUUUUUUGUAACUUUGCACAGCAGGUGAUGAUGACACAGGUAGUCAUUCCAGCCGUCUGGGCGAGAAAGCUUUUUACACUCAUGUCAAACCUCAUCACGAAGUGUCCAGAAUGAAAUCCACAAGACGAGAAACAACAGUCAAUAUAACAUCAACAAUAACUUUUAUAUUGUGUUCAUCUCGUAAAAUCCACCUUGAGGAAAACAUUCUAUUAUAUUUAUGAAACUCUAUUUUGACUGUUUUCUUUUUAAAACCAAAACAUUCUGUAAAGCAACGGUACGUUCCCAACUUUAGGGAGCGCUCAUGAUUUCAAGGCUACUGAGAAAAAAAAGAUUAAAACUUUACUUCUAGAUUUAAUGACCGAAAGUAAAAAAAAAUAAUAUAUUUUUUAGACUAUAAUAUGAUCACAUCGCGCUUCAAAGUUUGUGGUUUCAUUCCAUCACAGAUGUUUUUUGGUUUGUUUGUUUUUCUUUAAGCAUAUUCCACAUAUUUUAGCCUAAAUUAGGCAUUUUAAACAUAAAAAUGUCGAAAUGUACUAAAAAUGUCAAUACUACAGUCGUAUUGACCACUAUGUGAGACCAAACCAAUUUGAGUGUGCUGUUCAGUAUCAUGACCACUAAUUGGCUAAUCCACUAACAGCAGUACUCUAUUGUAUUAACAGAGUGUAAAGGUGACUAUGUGGGUUUUAUUUCAUGUCGAGAGAGCUCUCAUAAUGUUACAAAAAUAUAUUUAGUAAGUUGUAAACAGGUUUUUUAUGAUCAAGCUAUGAAAAUAAUAGAUUUUGGGCAUGUUGUAAUGACAAACUGUAAAUAUGCGAUGGACCACAUUGUAACUGUAUGCUUGUUUUAAAUAAACUAAGACCAUAGCAAUAAAUACUAGUUCUGCUGAAAUUAAUUUACCACUGUCAAACCUGGAACCUUUUAACAGUGAUAAACAAAAAAAAGAAAUAUUAUAUAGUAAUGAUAAAUAAUCAAAGUUAAAAAUAAUUAUACUGUAUUAUUUUUAACUAUUUAAGUUUUUUAAUGAGAUCAAUGUUUCAUUCACUUGAAAAAAAUUAUUCAUUAUAAUACGUGACACAGUAUAUGCAAUAAUACAAAAAAACCUAUUCAUUGUUUGUGAUUUAAUUUGAUAUUUAUAGGAGUUGACAUUUAAAUGAAACAAAUGUGCUGAAGGUUGGUUUUGUCGUCCAAGCCCGUCUCAUCCUCUCAUGUGCUACUUCUUUACUUUUGUCUUACUUUUCACUUCUUUUUCUUUCCACUUCAACUUAGUUCAAGUGAAAGUGAAUUAUUGAUGAGGUGAAGUUUGCCUUCAGCUUUUUUUUAAUGCUACAGUCCCCCAUGCGCUCUACAUAACAUUCCCACCAUAUAAUGUAACAACUUGAUGAGAAUCCAGGCAAUAUAUGCUUAAUUCAUAGCAACGCUUCACUGUGUGCACUUCAAAUGAUGAUGAUGAUGAUGAUGAUGAUGCAGAGGUGUUUUAUAUGCACACAUGCAUCCUCUGUCACAUCAUUGCUUUAAAAAUGUGCCUGUGCGAUGCAGACUCUCCCUGAAACUUGUCACCAGAGACGAAUGAGUCACACACACACACACACACACACACACACACACACACACACACACACACACACACACACACACACACACACACACACACACACACACACACACGUCUAUUGCUGGCCCACUUAUUCCGAGAUGCUUGUGUGUUUCCUCUGCAUUCCAAAAAAUACACUUGACACUUUUUAAGCAAUCAAGACAUCAGCAAUAAGAGUCAAUAUUGUACUGCACUGUUGCAGACCACCACCAUGCAACCCCGCCUUACAUCUGGAUCACGCAGGCAUUAUUUUGUCAUGCAGACACACACAAAUUUAAAUAUUAAGAGCCCAAAAACACUCUCAGUAACCCAACCAGCAAUCGGGAGCUGUUUUUGAAGAUUUUGUCCCCUUUUAUAACCAAAAUAUUAGAAAGCCUUUGUGUUGGAUGUCAUUCUAUGGUGCACCUGUGUGUGUAUAUAUACAUAACCCCUAUGCAGUCUGUUAUUGUAUGCUCGUUGUCAGGUUGCUUGCGUUUGCUUAGGAAUACAGGACUGUCCAUAUUAGCAAGUUAACUCAUGGGAUUAAUCACAAAAAAUAUUGUAUUAAUCAUGCAGUUUAUUUUGACCAUACAAGCUCUUUCACCAUAACCGUUAAAUGAUCGGUGAUCGGAUCGAUAUAUAUAUAUAUCAUUAGAAAAAUGAGUGAGAAGACUCUGACUGGUGUGCUUGCUGAUAAAUUUCACUCCAAAAUAC
Molecule: messenger RNA, 3486 nt
Organism: Nerophis lumbriciformis (worm pipefish)
Lineage: Eukaryota; Metazoa; Chordata; Actinopteri; Syngnathiformes; Syngnathidae
Product: phospholipase B1, membrane-associated
Biological process (GO): phospholipid metabolic process
Cellular component (GO): brush border membrane
Molecular function (GO): A2-type glycerophospholipase activity; phosphatidylcholine lysophospholipase A1 activity; retinyl-palmitate esterase activity
Source: RefSeq, a predicted model, not a curated record